This is a messenger RNA of Closterium sp. Naga37s-1, 741 nucleotides long. Lineage: Eukaryota; Viridiplantae; Streptophyta; Zygnematophyceae; Desmidiales; Closteriaceae. The record is from the annotation of a GenBank genome assembly.
AUGCCCGCCACCCCCAUACCCUCCCCCACUGCUGCACCUGCAGCAGGGGAUGGAGGAGGAGGGAGAGGGGGGGGGGGGGGGGGGGAGGGGGGGGGGCUGGUGCUGCAGGUCCCCUCCCCCCACUGCCGCAUCCGCAGCAGGGGGAUGGCAGAUCCCUUCCCCCCCACUGCUGCUGCAGAUCCCCUCCCCCCCACUGCUGCACCCGCAGCAGGGGUGGAGGAGAAGGGGGGGGGGGGGCGGGGGGGGCUGGUGCUGCAGAUCCCCUCCUGCCUCCCUCUGAACCUCCAAGCUCCCCCCCCCUCCCAACACAGGAUCCCCUCCCCCCCACUGCUGCACCCGCAGCAGGGGUGGAGGAGAAAGGGGGGGGGGGGGGGGGCGGGGGGGGGGCUGGUGCUGCAGAUCCCCUCCUGCCUGCCUCUUAACCUCCAAGCUCCCCCCCCCUCCCAACACAGGGUGCGGCAGGGAGACAGAGAGGAGAAAAGGGCGGGGGGGGGGGGGCUGGUGCUGCAGGGCACCGGGGCCGCGGUUAGGGGCGGCAGGUCGCGAGGGGCCAUGGCUAGGGGCGACGGGGCCAUGGCUAGGGACGGGGCCGGGCGCUGGGCAGGUACGGGGCUGGGUGCCGGGCAGGUAUGGGGCCGGGCUCUGGGCAGGUACGGGGCCGAGCGCUGGGCAGGUACGGGGCCGGGCGUUGGGCUAGGUACGGGCCGGGCGCUGGGCAGGUACGGGCCGGGCGCGGGAUAG